Molecule: messenger RNA, 558 nt
Organism: Agrilus planipennis (emerald ash borer)
Lineage: Eukaryota; Metazoa; Arthropoda; Insecta; Coleoptera; Buprestidae
Gene: Vti1b
Product: vesicle transport through interaction with t-SNAREs homolog 1B
Exons: 1
Coding region: 100-450 (116 amino acids)
Biological process (GO): Golgi to vacuole transport; vesicle fusion with Golgi apparatus; macroautophagy
Cellular component (GO): endoplasmic reticulum membrane; SNARE complex; ER to Golgi transport vesicle membrane
Molecular function (GO): SNARE binding; SNAP receptor activity
Source: RefSeq, a predicted model, not a curated record
UUGACAGUUCCAAAAUAGAUAGGUUUGGUUAGUUUUUGUAAUUAAAAACCGUUUAAAAGCAAUUUAUCUAAUAGUUUUGCAAUUAAUUAAUUGUUUAACAUGAUGUACUCCGAUAGUGAUGAAGAUUUAGAAUCUCGAAAUAGAAAAACCGUAUUGGAAGGUCGUGAAAUUUUAGAGAGAACAGGACAAAGUUUAGCUCGCUCAGAACAUGUAGCAAUCGAAACUGAAAAUAUAGGUACACAAGUUGUUUCUGAUUUAAGUGAGCAACGAGAAACACUAUUAAGAGCAAAGAGUAGACUUACAAAUGCAGAUGAGCAACUUGAUAGUACACGAAACAUUUUACGAAGAAUGGGGCGGAAUGUGCUCUAUAAUAAAUUAAUACUGAUAUUAAUUAUUAUUUUGGAAAUUUUAAUUUUAGCUUCUCUAUCUUAUUUAAAAUUUAAAAAAUAGUAUUCCCUAAAUAGUUUCUAAGUAAAAAUUCCUAAUCCAAAUGUAAGCAUUUGCCUUUCUAUACAUAUGUAUAAUAGAAAUAAUGUUACAUUUUCUUUUCAAUUUUAU